CAAGAAAAUUACAGAGAAAGUGAGGAAGGGCAUGAAUUUUUCGGCCGAGGUAGUAUCUUGAAUCGCUGCAUUGCUGUGGUGUUCGGGAAGUUUUGCAGUGAUCGGUGGAUUCAAAUUCGAAUUUGGAAAUCGAUUUGUCGGCUAUAAUUGACUGGAAAUGAUCCGAUUCAUACUCUUGCAGAACAGACAGGGGAAGACCCGUCUGGCUAAAUACUAUGUUCCUCUCGAGGACUCAGAGAAGCACAAGGUUGAAUACGAGGUUCAUCGAUUGGUAGUAAACCGUGACCCCAAAUUUACGAAUUUCGUUGAGUUUCGUACACACAAGAUAAUCUACAGGCGAUAUGCUGGACUCUUUUUCUCUCUGUGUGUUGACAUUACUGACAACGAGCUGGCAUACUUAGAGUGCAUUCAUUUAUUUGUGGAAAUACUGGAUCAUUUUUUCAGCAAUGUUUGUGAGCUGGAUUUGGUAUUUAACUUCCACAAGGUCUAUCUUAUACUGGACGAAUUCAUUCUAGCGGGUGAACUGCAAGAAACGAGCAAGAGGGCAAUCAUAGAGAGAAUGGGGGAACUGGAAAAACUUGAGUGAGAGACAACUGUUGUAGAAUGUUAUAUGAAGAUUGAAGAUUCUUCACAUUUGCUUCUUCCAUCUUUUGAUUGCAACUUGAGAAUUUUGUGACCUUUUUUUUGACUCCUGUUUAUAUAAUGAAUUUCACGAGCUUUAAGUGGGUCGUUUAUGUCUUUAUUUCUUAUAGGCUUGUUUAUGGAUUAUCAUUUAUGUGCUUGUUUAUUGUGUGUUCGUGCCUGUGUUCUUCGGCAACGAUUACAGCCUGUUUCCCAGGGUUAGUAUCGGUGUAGGAGGACAGAGAAUUAGUGGGAUUUUUUUUCUUUUGGUAUGGAUUGAAUACUUUAUAA
This is a messenger RNA of Neltuma alba, 912 nucleotides long. Its product is annotated as AP-2 complex subunit sigma. Gene Ontology annotation, biological process: clathrin-dependent endocytosis; protein transport. Bases 158 to 586 code for a protein of 142 amino acids. Gene Ontology annotation, molecular function: clathrin-cargo adaptor activity. Lineage: Eukaryota; Viridiplantae; Streptophyta; Magnoliopsida; Fabales; Fabaceae. The record is from RefSeq and is a predicted model, not a curated record. The transcript has 7 exons. Gene Ontology annotation, cellular component: AP-2 adaptor complex.